UCCUUCCAACUGAAAGUGUUUUACAUGCCAAUUCACCACGCGCUGCACGCGCUGCACGAACGCAGGUUAGGGUUUUAUGCUGGGUUCUACUUCAUGAGUGAGUUUACGUAAACUGUUAAUUUCCCUCCAAAUUUCGGUCUUUGUGGUUCGAGCUCCUUCCAUCUUUAUAGCCUUGGGGAUCUCCAGACAUUUUCUUUCACCUUUCAUGGUCGCUCUCAGUUGCAGCCGCAUUUCUUAUUGGAGGAGGCCUGCUUUGGUAUUAUGGUAGAAACAGAGCAAGUGGAGAACGUUGAAUUUCAAUGGGGCAAAAAGAAAGGAAUUGGUGGGAAGAAGAAGGAUGUGACCUUUUAUGAAUCUUUUACUUACGAUGGUGUAGAAUAUUUUCUCUACGACUCUGUCUACCUAUAUAAGGAAGGUGAACCAGAACCCUAUAUUGGUAAACUUGUUAAAAUAUGGCAGAAUCCUGAUAAGACAAAGAAAGUAAAAAUUCUUUGGUUUUUUCGAUCUUGUGAGAUUCUUAAUUAUCUUGGAGCUGAAGACACACGGGAUAAUGAAUUAUUUUUGGCAUCCGGCGAUGGUGUUGGGCUUGCCAAUGUUAAUUCUCUGGAAGUAAUUGCUGGAAAGUGCAACGUUCUCUGCAUUUCAAAUGACAGCAGAAAUCCACAACCUUCAGAUGAAGCACUCAAAAAGGCUGAUUUUGUAUUUUGUCGUACAUUUGAUGUUGGAAAAUUAGAGCUCUGCAAUGAGAUAUGUGAUAAAAUUGCUGGAGUAGAAGUUAAACUUUUACUUAAUAAACUAGAUUCAUCAAAAGAUGUGAAGAGGACCGAUAAGGAUGGGAAAGAUGCAAGUGGCACUGUAAUUGUAAAUACUGAAUUAGAAGAUCCUUCUGCUCGGGACACUUCUAAUGGAGAAUUAACUUUGACGACUAAUGACAACUCUCCUGAGAAGUCCACAAAGGAAAAUGUUGAUUUGAAGGGGCCUAUAGAGAAAUCCUUCAAUGAAGAGAAGUCUGGUGCACAUGCGAUCGAGGGAGGAAAUGGAAUGGCUAAAACUUGUACUAAACAAGAAAACAUCGUGGAUGAUAAGGCCCCUCCAAAGCUUAAAAUUGAUACUAAAGAGAAGCCCAGUAAAGAUGUUAAAGCACUAGCUAAGGAUGUUGAAGGUAGAGUUAAAAGUCCAAGGGGAUCUGCUGAAGAUGAACAUAGGCCGGUGAAAAAGGCAAAACUAGAUGGUUCUGUUCAAUUAUCUCAUGGAAAGACCAAGAGUGACAUUCAAAAGCUUGGUCUCAAUCGCAACAAUGGUGACACCCUGGCUUCCUCACCUAAGGUUCUUGUUUCUGAAGAUGCUUCCAGAGGCAAAAAUGUAAAAGAUUCUCAUGAAACCAAAGAUAGCCUUAUUAAAAAGCCCAAGCUAGAUGAGAAGCCAACAAAGAUUUCUAAUGGCAAGAACCUAAAGGCCUCUUCCCAAAUAGACGGUGAAGUUGUGGAAGUUACUAGAAGGCCAGAUGCUGAUAGAAGCAGAUGGUUCAAGGGACUUCCGUGGGAAGAAAGAAUAAAAGAUGCACAUGAACAAGGAACGCUUGUUCUGAUUCAGAAUUUGGAUCCUGCUUACACUUCAGGUGAAGUGGAGGAUAUUGUCUGGCAUGCCUUCAACGAGAGUUGUACAGCUAAGAUGAUUCAGCGAACUGCAAUUUCUAUGCCUCACAUAGGUCAAGCUUAUGUUGUAUUCAAAACCAAGGAAGCAGCAGAGAAAGUGGUUAGAAAAUUGGAUGAAGGUUGCUUAUUACUUUCAAAUGGAAGCGUUCUUGUCGGUAGCUUUGCAUCUCCUCAUCUUCUGUCAAAGAAACAAACUUUUUUUGGGCAUCACAGUAUUGAUAAGCUUAGACAUCAAAUGCAACGUGAGAUGAAAGAAGCUGUAUCAACUUCGCAUUGUUCUCAGCCAAAUACAGUAGAAUAUGACAUGGCCAUGGAAUGGUGUUUACUACAAGAAAGAUCAGAACUUGUCUGCAAAAAGUUGUUCAAGCAACAAGAGGAGGAGUUAAGAAAACUCCAGAGCAAGCUGAAAUCUAGAUGAGCUCCAUUGGCCUAACAGAUGCUAUAUUUGGCAAAUAUUUUCAAACAGGGCCGAAAUCCUUUUGAUCUAGCACAUUUUGAAUCAUGGGAGUACCUUACUCUUACAAGUACCAGAGAUGAUAGACUUAGUUCUCUUUACUCUGGCAAGUCAUCAAAGUGGAUAAAUCGGCAAUUGUAAAUUGAAACGAGCGGACAGUGGUUGGAUGAGGUCCUAGCUUUUCGAGGAUCAGCCGAAACGUUUCGAGGAACUUAAUGAGAUGAAAUUUCUUGGUAAGUUUUGAGGCUUUGGAAUCAAGACAGCUGUGCAUGUGGAGACAUGGUUGGUUAUAUCAAUACUUACUGGUGUCCCAUUAUGGGUGAUGAGUUUAUAUGGAAUUCACAUAUUUAUUCUAAACACUGAACCAGCAAGUAUUUGAGAGGGUAAAUAUUUAUCCAUGGCGUUCUUCUUGGCCUCUGGUAAAAUCACUUUUUAGUUUUGAUUUUGAUGACAACUUAUAUCUAAUUAGUUUUGGUGCAUCAGGUAAUUGUAGUUUUAUAGAGUAGGAAGCAUCAGAUAACGCAGUUAGGAAUCACAUCUUAUUUAGAGUUAUCUUCAGUGGUAAAAAAAUUAAGCUUUAGCUUAGAAUUUAUGCUAUGUUUGGCCCAGGAAAUGUUUUCAAAUUAUCAUGUGCAUUUGGAAUCUAAUUGAUCUGAAAUCAUUUAAAUUAAAAUUUCUUGUUUGGA
Benincasa hispida (wax gourd) is the source of this 2795-nucleotide messenger RNA. RefSeq names its product bromo-adjacent homology (BAH) domain-containing protein. Gene Ontology annotation, molecular function: RNA binding; chromatin binding. The record is from RefSeq and is a predicted model, not a curated record. Lineage: Eukaryota; Viridiplantae; Streptophyta; Magnoliopsida; Cucurbitales; Cucurbitaceae.